ACGCCGGCCAGGUAUGUCUGUAGCCGGUCACUCACCUAUGGCAGCAGCGGCGGCUGUGGCACGGUAGUGGCAGGCGGGCAGCUGGUUGCAAGUCGGUCUUUGGAGUGUCUUUCUCUGACCACUCGCCCGCCACCUUGCAGAAAAAACAUGGAUGAAAGGGGCGUCUCCCCAUUAAAGCACUUUGUGCAGGCGAAGAAAGCCAUUACAUCUAUCUUUGAUCAACUAGUAGAAUUUGUCAACGAUGGGGUUACAUUUGUAGAAGAAACCUAUUGCAAUCCAGAGUUAAAACAAAUAACAACAGAAGAUGAUCUAAAAGAAAUUCAGAGUUUUAAAAGAAAACUGGCUGGAAUUGGCGAGGUCCUGUCCCGAAGACAGAUGAAGGUGGCAUUCUUUGGCAGAACAAGCAGUGGGAAAAGUACAGUGAUUAACUCCAUGCUGUGGGACAAGGUAUUACCCAGUGGUAUUGGGCACACAACUAACUGCUUCCUGAGCGUGGAGGGAACAGAGGGCGACAAAGCUUUCCUGAUAACUGAAGGUUCAGAGGAAAAGAAAAGUGUGAAGACUGUGAACCAGCUGGCUCAUGCCCUUCAUAUGGACAAAGACUUGGAAGCUGGCUGUCUUGUGCAUGUUUUCUGGCCUAAAGCAAAGUGUGCACUUCUCCGAGAUGACUUAGUCCUUGUAGACAGUCCGGGAACUGAUGUAACUACGGAGCUAGACAGCUGGAUCGACAAGUUCUGCUUGGAUGCCGAUGUUUUUGUGCUGGUGGCUAAUUCGGAAUCUACUCUUAUGAACACGGAAAAACAGUUCUUUCAUAAGGUCAAUGAGAGACUCUCUAAGCCAAAUAUUUUCAUCUUAAAUAAUCGUUGGGAUGCAUCUGCAUCAGAGCCAGAGUACAUGGAAGAUGUGCGUAAGCAGCACACAGAGCGAUGUCAGUCUUUCCUGGUGGAUGAGCUGAAAGUGGUAGAUCGUUCGGAGGCUCAAAACCGCAUAUUUUUUGUUUCUGCCAAAGAAGUCUUGAGUGCCAGGAUGCACAAGGCCCAGGGGAUGCCUGAGGCUGGUGGUGCGCUUGCGGAAGGAUUUCAGACCAGGUUUUUCGAAUUUCAGAAAUUUGAAAAACUUUUUGAGGAAUGUAUCUCGCAGUCAGCAGUGAAAACAAAGUUUGAACAACACACUAUCAGAGCUAAGCAAAUUACAGAUACUGUGAAAGCUAUAAUGGAUUUUAUAAACGUGGAGGCUGCUGAUAAAAGGGUGUCUGCAAUAGAGCACAGAGAAUACCAGCAAGACAGGCUGGAGUUUGUGCAGAGCCAGAUGGCGAUACUUGCUGAGGAUGUCAGGAAGCGAAUAAUGUACAUCUCCGAGGUGGUAAACACGCAGGUUUCCGAUGCCAUGAUGGAUGAGAUCUGCCAUCUUUCCAACUUGGUGGACAAGUUUGAUGGAAACUUUCACCCAGCACCACAGUUUCUGAAGCACUAUAAAAAUGAACUGAAUGGGCACAUAGAGAAAGGAAUGGGGAGGAAGUUGGCUGACCGCUGUUCCACUGCAAUCAAUACAUCCAUACAGAAGGCACAUGGGGACAUUAUAGAAAACUUACUACCUUUGCUGCCCCCCGCUGCUCAAAACGAAUAUGGCACAUGCCUGCCAUGCAAGAAAUUUGAUCUCAGCUACAAUCUAAAUUGUGAGAAGUUAUGCUCUGAUUUCCAAGAAGACAUUGAAUUUCGCUUUUCAUUUGGCUGGACAUCACUUGUUAAUCGGUACUUAGGUGCCAAUAAUGCUCGUCUCUUGCUAGGAUUUGCAGAACCAACUUUCCAGAUUCCACGGCCUGUGGCCACCCCCACCGCAACCAAUAAUUCUCUGCAGUCUCCUGAUUCCUUAUCACAAGAGGAAAUAAUGGCUACAGUAAUGUCUGGAUUAGCAUCAUUGACCUCAAGAGGUUCUAUGGGUGUUAUUAUAUUUGGAGGAGUUAUCUGGAGAGCUGUUGGCUGGAAGCUGAUUGCCUGUACACUGUUAGCAUAUGGUAGUCUAUACACGUACGAGAGACUAACUUGGACUUCUAGAGCAAAGGAAAGGGCCUUCAAACAACAGUUUGUCAACUAUGCUGCUCAAAAGCUACAAAUGAUAGUUAGCAUUACCAGUGCAAACUGCAGUCACCAAGUGCAGAAGGAGCUGGAUAACAUCUUUACCCGCCUGUGCCAGCAAGUUGGUAUCACUCAGAGAGAUCUAAUGGAAUCCGUCAACAACCUGUCAGUGAAAAUAAAACAGCUGGACAAAGUUCAAAACCAAGCCAAGCUUUCCAGAAUCAGAGCCGUCCACCUUGAAAAUGAGCUGGAUAACUUUACAAAGCUGUUCCUUAACCAGAACAAGUGAAAAGGUGAAUGGAAGAAGACUUUCUGAGUUAUUCAGACACUUGGAGGACGUGAGUAGUAAACGCUGGAUCACAGCGCUCCACCAUUCAUCAGCUGGGAAUGUUAAUGGUCCGAGAGCUGCAAUGUGAGGCAACAGACAAAAUCCGUGCUGGGAAUGUUCUCAUUUCCUAAUAGAAAUUGGAAACUGUACUCAAGAUGAUAUCCCGUUCAUUUAUCCAGUCUAUCCAGCAACAAGUCGGGUUACAUUUUCUUCAAUGCUGCCAGAAUCUUUAUUACACAAGUUUGCAUUAUUUUGAUAUAAAGAUAAAACCGUAAAAAAAACAAAUAUACAUGUUUUCCUAUACAUCUAAAUUUAAAGUGUGAUUUAGAAAGAAAAAAAAUCAAGCUGUAAUUUAAAUAUUUAUUUUAUUAUACAUAUACUGUAUACUGUAUGUUAGAUAACUAGAAAUGGGUAAGUGGAAAACGUCAGAAUACUGUAUGAAGAGGUGUAAAGGAGGUUUCAGAAUACCAGGGAAACCCUCCACCUUCUCUACACCCAGUGUCACCCAGCUUAUGUACUCACACUUCCCAUUUACUGCAGUAUGUGCAGUCACUAGAGGGAGACUAGCAGUAUUACCAAGAAGCUAAAGGGGAACUCCAGCUACGGCAAGAGAUGUUCAUGAUGCAGCAACAGAAAUGCUCAGGUAUAUGCACUAGAAACUUUCGUGUGCACAUCAGAUUUGUUAGGUCACAUGACAACAAAAAUAACUGUCCGGAGGACAAUUUCUCAGAGCAAGGAUUCCCCCUCUGAGUGCCGUAAAGGGCUAUAUUCAAUGAAUGUCGGAUCCUCUCCGACGGAGAGUGUUCGACACAUCACUAUUCAAUGCUGGCUGGAAACGGCCAGCAUUCCGACAAUGCAGACUCGACUUGAUUACAAGUCGAAUCUGCAUCAGCGGCAAACUGUCAAACAGAAGCGUUUUCGACAGAAACACAUGGAUUGACGAGUAACUCGCAGAUCCAUGUGUUUUUCGACAGUCGAAAAACGGCACUUUCAUUGAAUAGGGCAAAUGCAACAUAAAACUGUCAAAAAGUGCUGUUUUUCCGACUGUCGGAAAAACCGUCAAAAAAUUGAAUAUACUCCAAAGACUUAAAAACAAAGGGAAAUAUUUCUCAAAUCUUCUAAAGAGGACAAGAGGUGGUGUCUCCGAUAGCAACUAAUCAGAUUCUAGCUUUUAUUAGUACAGUAGUACAUCCUGUGAAGUGAUUGUUAGAAUCUGGUUACAACGAGAAACACCUACACUUGACAUUUUUAAAACGUUUGAUUGAUCUCUUCCUCUCCCAGACCUAUAAGGUUAACAUUGUGACAGACUGAGAUGCGGCUGUUUGUGACUGCUAGAGUGAAGUGUCUGCUUCCUGUGCUUUCAGUAGAUGCAGGUGUCACUAUACCAACUUUGUUUUAUAAAUGAAUCCUCUGAUCACAUUUAAAGUGGUUCCCUGCAAUUUGAAAUACCUGCUUUGCCACACCCAGAAACAUCUGUUCACUAUUCAUUACCCUACAGUCUGCAACAAGGUAUUAUUAUGAAUAGUGUCAUGUCAUCACUAGAAAAUGAUAUUAAGAGGUGUUUCCUGAGAACCUGGGUGUAAUGAGAGGGGGGAAGAGGUUUGGCUACUGCUCAGUUAUCAGGGCUUAUUGCAAGUUUACAGUUUUCAUUUCUGAAAUGGCACUGAUUUUUCUAUACAUUGUACCUACAAAUGUUAUCUGUUUGACACAAUACAAUAAAUCAGAGUUUCUUGUA
Messenger RNA from Pseudophryne corroboree (corroboree frog), 4138 nucleotides. RefSeq names its product mitofusin 1 (gene MFN1). Gene Ontology annotation, cellular component: mitochondrial outer membrane. Gene Ontology annotation, molecular function: GTPase activity; GTP binding. Lineage: Eukaryota; Metazoa; Chordata; Amphibia; Anura; Myobatrachidae. Bases 148 to 2364 code for a protein of 738 amino acids. Gene Ontology annotation, biological process: mitochondrial fusion; mitochondrion localization. The transcript is spliced from 19 exons. The record is from RefSeq and is a predicted model, not a curated record.